AACAAGAGUUUGGUUACAGUUGUGUCAUAACUUAUGGGAUAAUAAGUCACAGUCACUUUUCACCUUGUACACAUAAGCUAAGGUACAGGGGAUUAAUAGGGGCCAAGCAGCUCGUGAUUGUCAUCCAAAAGUUUUAUUCAGCCCUGCAAAAUGUAAUGCACUCUCCAAAUUCAUUCUGCGCGCAUUUACGAAGCUUUACGGUUUUCGUUUCACACACGGAAGCACUGCACGCUCCCGCACUCGCCUGUCGCCUCUCUACCGCCUUCUUUUGGCACACAGGAGUUUAGCUUCUGCCUCCAUUUGGCCAAGUUAAUGUCGUUAACCGUUCAGCGAUAAUCGACUCGGGUAGAAGAAAACUGCGUCGGAGAAUUCUUUUAGCGGUAGCUACUGUACGCAGGGACCGAGUAAAGCGUCUACAGAGCCCAGUCACAUCCCCGCCGUUUGUCAGUGACAUUGACACAUCGGUAGCGUUGUGCUGCCGUGCACGAGUUCAUGUGUGUACACUAACGCUGGGCUCCGCUUCCCCGCAGUUCCCUUAGCUUCAGCUACAAUGAGCGAAUACUUCAGCCUGUCGGACUGUGAUGUUAUCGGCUUCGACCUGGACCAUACGCUCUGCCGCUACCAUCUGAAGGAGACCUCCAGGCUCAUCUAUGAGAGUUUUGCCAGAUAUCUGGUGGAACAUAAAGGCUAUGACAUGGACCUGCUGAACCUAACCCCUGCUACCUGGGAUUUCUGUUUUAAAGGACUAGUGGUAGAUCUGGAGGAUGGAAACCUUGUGAAGCUGGCUGAAGAUGGAACUGUCUUGCGAGCGACACAUGGAACCAAUGACCUCAGCACAGAAGAGAUCAUCAAACAUUAUGGUCCUAAAAGGGAGUGGAAGCACUUCAACAGCCUUAAUACCUCCUUCACAAGAUCUGCAAAUUACUAUUUCUACGACAACUACUUUGAUCUACCUGGGGCUCUUCUCUGUGGAAGAGUUGUGGAUAUGUUGCAUAAGCGAGGAAAUGAGGUGAAUUCUGACUUUUGGAAAGACAUGGUUGCUGCCAUUGACCACAAUUACAACACAUCUGCAUUCAAAGAGGACACAGGGACUUACUUCCCCAGUGUGAAGAGGGACCCGGGUCGGUACCUGCAGCCCUGCUCUGACUCCGUCAAGUCCUGGCUGCACAGCAUGAAGAACGCAGGGAAGGUCCUCCUCCUCAUCACCAGCUCUCACAGCGACUACUGCAGGCUCAUCUGUGAACACAUCCUGGGGAAGGAUUUUGAGGAGCUAUUUGACGUCAUCAUCACAAACGCCCUCAAGCCCGGUUUCUUCUCCUUGGUGCCCCAGCAGAGGCCCUUCAGGACCCUGGUGAACGAUGUGGAAGAGAAAGAGGGACUGCCUUCGCUGGACAAACCUGGCUGGUACUCCCAGGGUAACUGGCCCCACCUCCACGAGCUGCUCAAGACCAUGACUGGGAAACCGGAGCCCAAGGUAGUGUAUUUUGGAGACAGCAUGAGGUCAGACAUGUUCCCUGCCAGCAGCUUUGGGAAGUGGGAAACAGUGAUGAUAGUGGAGGAAAUGGAGGGGGAGGGGAUCCCGAAGAGCGACGCAGCAAUGUCUAAUGAGGCCCAAGUGGAGCCGCUGGAGAAGAAGGGAAAGUUUGAGGAGCAGGGUAUGAAGUCACCCUCCGCCGUGUCCAACCAGUGGGGCUCUUACUUUGUGGACGUACACAGAAGUGGAGGAGGGGAUGAGGAGAGCCAGAAACUGACCUGGUGCUGCCACUGCAUUCACAAAUACAGCACCAUGGCCAUCCCUAGUGUUGAGCACAUAGCAGAUCUCCCUCUGGAUUACAAGUUCCCCAGGUUUUCUCCUGACAAGCCCUGCACCACUGGCUACUACCCCAGGCCUCCAGAUUCUUUGCUGAAGAGGUGCGAGAGUCUGUCAUAAAAAAAAGGAAAAAGGGAAAAAAAAAAAAAAAAAAAAGGAAAAAAAAAAAAUCCUUCCUCACCCCUCUGCCUCAGGAGAGGAAUGUGCCUCCAUUUUUGCCUGUAGUUUCCCACCUGACCCCCACCGCCAUCUGUGGAGCACAGGAAGCAUACACUCCUCACCCAUUCAGAGAAACCAUGUGAAUGUAAGCCACAGUAUCUCUCUGUAAUGACGCCUACAUUUGAACGUCGUUUCGUGGUUUAGUGUACCGUAUACACGGAAAUAUGACAAAAUAAGUGUGCGUGUGUGUCUGCAUACAGUAAUAAUAAGGGAUGUAGUGUUUUUAUCGUUUAACGUGUGAAGCCCUAUAUUAUUUUCUAUGGUAGAUUGUAUUAACAUCCGAAUUCUUCAAACUUUUCCGAAAUAAAUUGAAUCCCUAACGUGAUUACCUCAAGAAUGUUAUCUACUGUAAGCAGAACCCAGAUGGUCACAGCGUGUUUGUCCCUAAAAAAAAAAUCCUUUGCAAUCAUUGUGACAGUAUUUCUGUAUAACACUGUUAUUGUGAAGUCUUCUUUUUGGAAAUAUAGUUUCACUGUAUGCAUUUUAGUAACCUUACAAUGAGGUUUAAGGUUUAAUGUUUCCCCCUCGUGUCAGUUUUGUGGAAGGUGUUAAUCUUCAGGUCAUUGUUGCUAAAGACCUGGCACAAUGCUGUCCUUUGUGUUGGCUGUUUCAAAAAACACAACUUUGGGAAACAAUAAUAACAAUGGAUGAUAAAGACUAUGCUAGAUGUUCUCUGUAUUAUUUUUGGUGCAACAGUGACAUGUGGUCUUUGAGUGAUUGUAUAAAAAUGUGGACUACUUGUGCUUCAUUUAUAUGCAGUACCAGAUUGAGAUAUGCUUUAACCGACUUCUGAAUGGUUAUUAUGUCGGUGUGCAUUGACAAGUUGUGCCAUAAUAUUUAAGGAACACCCACUUUGGGACAAAUCUGUGGAAGUUCACUUGUUUCUGUCACAGGAGAUUGACAUGUUGUCUCUGUGCGUGCAGGAAGUGUUUAGCAUAACAUAAGCAAGAAGACUGGAAGCAGGGCUAAGCUGUCAACCUCAUCCCAAAGUACAAAAAUACAGUUUGUGGCAGAAGAUACCAUAAUAUUUUGUCUUGAUAGCUAGCAAGUUUUUUCACUAAUUCAAGAGUCACUUCCACAAGUUACCUGGGAUUUAUGUGACAACAGAGUUAGGACUGUGUGCAGGCUAGAGGUCUUCAUUGAUCCACUUGGUCCCUUGGUCCCAUUCCAGUCAUAGGUCUGCAUGUCCACAUUGCUAAUACCUGAAUUGAUCCAAGUGUAUUAGCUAUUGUAGCUGUUGUUAGGCCGAUCCCUACAUCUACUCAGAUCAAGUCUAAAAAAAAUCUGACAGUUCAGUUUGGGUCUAAUUUAUACACGAGUCAAGUUCAGAUUUAAAGGUUAGAUUUUCUUUAGUUCUGUUUUGAUUUGGAUCCAAAAUCUUUGUAAACCUGGAAUGCACAACAAAUGGUAACCAACAAAUAAUUAUUUUGAAUUAUUUUAUCAAAGCCACUGUUUUACCACCGCCCAUGACGUUUGAAACUAAAGUGUCACAUCCAGAAUUCUUCCCCCGUUCCAUCUCAGAUGGUUUGGUGUCAUCUGUGCAGCACAGUUAGCCUGUUUUUGCAUUAGCAAAGGAAACUACAACAGCUUAGUUUGCUCAGGGGCAGGCAACAGAACAGAGUGACCAUGUGUUACACUAAAACCCCUCCAAAGCAUAAGAUUACUGUUGUACUUACACACUGUGAAUUUUAGCUUCAGAGAGAUGGUUACAACUGAAUACUUAUUUUUGAGUUGUUGCAUGAAUUUCAUCCCUGCUGCACACAGUCACUGCACCUAACUGCUGUAGGUCACAAAUGAGCUGAUUCUUAACUAACAAAACCACAAUUAUUUCAACAUGUUAAUAAAACUGGAUUGGUAUUUUUGACACGGCCAGAGCAGGUUUUUGGCUAGCUGCUAGCUAGCCAGUCUUUGUGCUGAGCUGGGCUGAACAUCCAUGACCUUGCUCUAUGUUAAGUGCAGAGGUGAUACUGAGUUCAGUCUUUUCAUGUGGCUCUGAGUAAAUAAAUAAAUGAGAGGAUUUCCCAAAUGUCAAAGUGUUCGUUUAAGAUGACCAUCGUCUCACAAAUGAAGAGAGAAUAUUUUGUCAUUAGCAGCAUACAGCUGUCAGCAUGUAUGUGAGAUUUGUCAUCCAAAGUGGAUUAUUACUUGUGUGUGUGCAAGUGUUUUAUGCAUAUAGCUGUAGUGAUUGUACUCUUCUUUUCUCAUCUGACCUGGAAAAUUUGACAUGCACAUUUGCCUUAGGUUGGAUUAAUUUGUGGUCUUAAUAAGUAAAAACACAGGGAAAGUUCAAUUCUGUGUGUUCAAGUGUUGAAGUACUGUCAAUGAAAUAAAAUGUUCUACAAUUUUCUAAA
Lates calcarifer (barramundi perch) is the source of this 4380-nucleotide messenger RNA. RefSeq names its product 5'-nucleotidase domain containing 1 (gene nt5dc1). The transcript is spliced from 12 exons. Lineage: Eukaryota; Metazoa; Chordata; Actinopteri; Centropomidae. The record is from RefSeq and is a predicted model, not a curated record. Gene Ontology annotation, molecular function: 5'-nucleotidase activity. Bases 551 to 1930 code for a protein of 459 amino acids.